Molecule: messenger RNA, 2912 nt
Organism: Olea europaea var. sylvestris
Lineage: Eukaryota; Viridiplantae; Streptophyta; Magnoliopsida; Lamiales; Oleaceae
Product: probable protein S-acyltransferase 22
Exons: 9
Coding region: 659-2527 (622 amino acids)
Biological process (GO): peptidyl-L-cysteine S-palmitoylation; protein targeting to membrane
Cellular component (GO): Golgi apparatus; endoplasmic reticulum
Molecular function (GO): protein-cysteine S-palmitoyltransferase activity
Source: RefSeq, a predicted model, not a curated record
UUAAGAAGGAAGAAGAACCAGAGUGAGAAAUGGACAAAGAAGCCUUAAAUGGGCUUGUACUGUUAGAAACAGAAACAACUGCACACCACAGAAGAAUAGAAGGGACCCGUGACAUAUUGAAUUUUGAUUUUGCCUAUUGAAAAAGGCAUUGUUAGAAACGAGGGAAAAGUGUAAUCUAAGAUAGACGAAGUAGUCAUUAUAGGCUUAAAAAGCAAAAUCCUAAUCCAGCACUGGCCCUUUCUCUCUCCUCAGCUACACUGAUCUUUGCUUUUACUUUGCUUGUCUCGAGCAAAAGGGUAUUUGCAUUUUGCUCAAAUGCCCAUUUCAAAUUGUGGAUUUUAGAGGUGGUGGGCUAUGAUUGAGCGAACUAGACAAAGGUCCCCAUUGUCCAUCCCACAAUUUCUUGCCCUUUAAAGAUGCAAUUUUUUGGUUUUUUAAUUUCCCCUUUUUGUUCUCAUGAAUAAGACUGAUGAAGAUGAGUAUGCAAGAUUUGUUUGAUAGCUUGUGCAGCAAAGCAGUGAUCUAAAAUUCCCAUUUGAGGAAUCUCUUUCCCAAAACCGUUAAUUAGCUUAAAGAGUAGAGAAAUGGAGUAAAUCUAAGUUCAUUUUUCCCUAACUUGCCUUAGUUUCUUGAAACUAUUUUUUCUUCAAUCAGCACAAUGAGGAAACAUGGAUGGCAGCUUCCCUACCAUCCACUUCAGGUGGUUGCUGUUGCUGUAUUUCUAGCACUGGGAUUUGCUUUCUAUGUCUUCUUUGCGCCUUUUGUGGGAAAGCAAUUGUGUCAAUACAUAGUGAUGGGGAUUUAUACUCCUCUUAUUAUUAGUGUCCUCGGUCUAUACAUUUGGUGUGCUGCUGCUGAUCCUGCAGAUCCAGGAGUCUUUAGGUCCAAAAAGUAUCUAAACAUUCCCGAUGACAGAAAGCAUGUCAAAUCAAACAAGUCUAAACUCAGCGGAGAAUUAACUUCAUCGACUGAAGAUGCAAAUGCUGCCACAGAAAAGAAAUCCCGUGACAAAAGAAACAAAGAUUUAGAUGCAACAGCUGAUUCUACUGCCGAAACUCAAAAGAAGAAUCCGUCAUCUCAUCAAAGAUCCUGCUUAAUUACGAUGCUGGCUUUAUUGCCUUGUGCUCUUGUUUGCAACUCAUGCGAUAAAUCUUCCGAGCAGCAAAUGAGUGAAGAUGGGAUGUUCUAUUGUAGCUUAUGUGAAGUCGAGGUUUUCAAGUACAGUAAGCAUUGUAGAGUCUGUGACAAGUGUGUUGACAACUUCGAUCAUCAUUGCAGGUGGCUAAACAACUGUAUAGGCAAAAGGAACUACCGAAAGUUCUUUACUCUGAUGGUGUCCGCCCUUCUCCUGCUUACACUUCAAUGGUCUACUGGGAUUCUUGUACUGAUCCACUGUUUUCUUGAGAGGAAGCAAUUCUCUUUGGACAUUAGUUUCAAGUUAGGAAGCAGUUUCACACUGGUUCCAUUUGUAAUUGUGGUGGUAGUAUGUACCAUGUUGGCCAUGAUUGCCACCCUACCACUUGCUCAGCUCUUCUUCUUUCACAUUCUUCUUAUAAAGAAGGGAAUUAGCACAUAUGAUUAUAUCAUAGCUCUGCGAGAGCAAGAACAAGGGGCUGAAGGUCAGCAAAGUCCUCAGAUGUCUCUCGCUAGCUCUCUUACCGGAUUAAGCAGUGCAAGCUCGUUUAACACUUUCCAUCGUGCAGCAUGGUGCACACCACCACGUCUUUUUGUGGAAGAUCAGUUUGACGUAGUUCCUCCGGACACUGGAUCCGUAAGUUCACUCGGAAAAAAGACCCAGGUGGAAGACCCGACGAAGAAAAAGAAUCCCACAGCUGUAAAGAUUAGUCCUUGGACGUUGGCACGAUUGAAUGCAAAUGAGGUGUCCAAGGCUGCUGCAGAAGCAAGAAAGAAGUCUAAAAUUCUUCGCCCUGUAAUAAGACGAGAUGCAUCGACUUUUGAUACUGAUAGUAGUUAUGGCAGCAGUAGUCGCUGGAUGGCCCUGAGGCCUGAUAACAACAGAAAACGAGGUAGCAAACGAAUUCGCCUUCCUGCAGAGACACUCCUCCAAUCCAUUUCAAACGUUCCAAGCAACGAUGCUGCAGAUUAUAGAAAUCAUCAUAUGAUGGCUGAGACAUCUAACCGCUUCGUCCCUCUCCAACUUGAACCUCGAAGUGUUUACAGGACAGGCCCAGUUAUGUCAGGUGCGGCUGGGAUUGUUUCUUCAUCCCCCGAGAGUAGUUUAGAUUCCCCAGAUAUUCACCCUUUCCAAGUUUCCUCGUCAAGAGCCAAAGAGGCAACUAGACUUGUUGGGCUACAGGCAGCUCAUAAGGAAAUCCCAUCAUCAUCAAGAUCAACUAGCGAUGGAUAUGAUGCAUCGGGUGGGGAAGAUAGUGAUCAGGUGCCUACAAGAAUUGUAGGACAUCCGACUAACUGGAGUGGCCUCCUGUUUGGUUCUGAGUCCGACAGGAGGGUUACAAAGUUAAUGGCAUCGACUUCAUCUACCUUAACAAACUCAAGGAAGCCUUAAGGAUUGGUGCAGUCAAUAUAUUGAUCUUCUAUACUCAUGGUAAGCAAUCCAGAUUCUUGAGAUUCUUUUCAUUUAUUGGCAGGUUAAACAGAGUUGGCUAGUUCCUGCCUUUGGGUAAUUGCUCUAUUUAUCAGCUUUUGGAAUCCUCUAUUAACUUUUGGUUAGAGUGUUGACAAUUGGAUUGCAAAGGUUCCUACAGAAAUACAAAUUUUGUUUCGCUGCAGCAUCCAGUAUGUUGAAGUUCAAUGGUUUAGUAGAAAAGGCUUGCUGCAUUACUGACUGCCAUCCUGUAAAUGUUUGUCUAUGAUAUGUAUCUGUGCCAUGAAUUCUGUUCCUCUCCACAUCUCUUAUGAAGAUCUUGAAUUUUCUCCUAGUUAAUGGGAAA